Paramecium sonneborni is the source of this 1726-nucleotide messenger RNA. The record is from the annotation of a GenBank genome assembly. NCBI's taxonomy places the organism in Eukaryota, Ciliophora, Oligohymenophorea, Peniculida, Parameciidae.
AUAUAUUUGAAACUAAUAAAAUGUCAGAUAGUGAAACUGAACAAUAGAGAAAGGUAGUUCUCCCUUAGAUAAUAAUGAACGUGUUUGACACUCAAUAUUAAGUAGUACGUUAUGUUGGAUAAGAAAUAUUAAAAUGGAAAUUAAUAGGUGACCCAGAAUCAUGGGAUUGGGAUGUUUAUUGGACUGAUUCUGGGGUUCCUGCAGAAAUGUUAAGCAAAAUGAAAUGUAUAUAACAAAAUUAUAAUUGUUUUAGAGCAUUAGAAAGUGAAUCAUUUUCCUGGAAUGUACAUAUUAGCUCGAAAAAAUAAUCUAGGUAAAUAAUUAACUAAGAUGCGUCGUCGCUUUCCAAAGGAAUUUAAAUUCUUUCCUUUUACUUGGAUGUUGCCAUCAGAUGUUUAAGACUUAAGAGAAUAUAUGAAAGGAAAGGGUAGAGAUGAAACAUUAAUUGUAAAACCUGAAGCUUCUUGUUAAGGUAGAGGUAAGAAUUAAUUAGUUAAAUUAAGGUAUCUUCUUAACUAAGACUCUUGAAUUUAUCACUCCAACAGAAAGAUAUGUAGUAUAGAAAUAUUUGAGUAAUCCUUUUUUAAUUGACGGUUUGAAAUUUGAUUUUAGAAUAUAUGUUCUUGUUGCAGGAUGUGAUCCUUUAAGAAUAUUCAUAUACACUGAAGGUUUAGCAAGGUUUGCAACUGAAAAAUAUGUGCCUCCUCAUCUCUCUAAUUAUGAUGAACUUUGUAUGCAUUUGACAAAUUAUGCUAUUAACAAAAAUAAUGAAAACUUUGUUUUUAAUGAAGAUGUAUAACGAAUGGAUGUUGGACACAAAAGAAGUAUGUCAAGUGUUUUUGAAAAAUUAAAAUAGGAAGGCAGAGAUAUUGAUCAGUUAUGGAUGGACAUUAAAUAAAUUAUAAUCAAAACUCUUUGUUCUGCCCAACCAUUUCUUAAACAUCAAUAUACUACAAGCCAACCCAAUAAUCUAAUGAAUAAUAUGUGUUUUGAAAUUUUGGGAUUUGAUAUUAUUUUGGAUAAUUCUUUUAUGUAAAUAAGUCUUUGUUAAUUUAGGCCAAUUUUAUUAGAAGUAAACCAUAGUCCAUCAUUUACUACUGAUUCACCUCUUGAUUAAUAUAUCAAGGCUAAUUUAAUUGAAGACACACUAGUGCUAAUGAAUGUUAAUAGGGAAGAAAAGUUUAGAUUAAUGUAAGUUUAAAUUCUUAUUAAGAUAGGAGAAACAACAAGAAAUGCAAAAACGUAUUUUGACAGGUAGAAAUAUUAGAAUGACUCAAGAAGAUCGAAAGGCUAUUAUUGAAUAAUACUAAUUGAUGAGAGAUGCAUAUGAAGAUGAUCAUCUUGGAGGAUAUGAAAAGAUUUAUCCAUGUGAUGAAGAAUAUGAAACUGAAUAUUAUUCUUAAUUUCUAGGAUAUGCAAGUGAUAUUUUUGAAGAAUCUACAGGUUAUUAUUUAAUCAAAAUUUAGGUACAAAAAAAAUCUAAUUGCCUAGUCGGAAAAUUACUGGAAGUCCUUAAAAAUCGCUUAAGCAUGAUGCUGCCAAAAUAUAUGCAUAACCUUUAAGAGUGGUUGUUCAAUCAUAACAAUCCUAAUCAAGGAAAACUAAAUAACAUACUUUAUUAUACAAAUCCAUGAUCUAACAAUAGAUUUAAUAAGAAUAACGUAAAAUCUAGAUUAUGAUGAAGUAAAAGGAAUAACUUCAAUAGAAAUAAAAAUAUAUUAAAUGA